This is a messenger RNA of Perca fluviatilis (European perch), 2072 nucleotides long. RefSeq names its product aquaporin 3a (gene aqp3a). The record is from RefSeq and is a predicted model, not a curated record. Lineage: Eukaryota; Metazoa; Chordata; Actinopteri; Perciformes; Percidae. The transcript has 6 exons. Gene Ontology annotation, cellular component: plasma membrane; basolateral plasma membrane. The coding region runs from base 82 to 990 and encodes 302 amino acids. Gene Ontology annotation, molecular function: water channel activity; urea transmembrane transporter activity; glycerol channel activity. Gene Ontology annotation, biological process: glycerol transmembrane transport; water transport.
CCCAGCUUCACAGCCACUCAGGAAAAAACUAUCCACCUACCGUACCUGUCUUCUCACUGUCUCAGCCAGUAGCAAGAAAACAUGGGCAGACAUAAAUUGUUUUUGGACAAACUGGCCCGGUCCUGCCAGAUCCGAAACCUGCUGCUUCGCCAGGCCAUGGCAGAGUGUCUGGGCACCCUCAUCCUUGUGAUGUUUGGCUGUGGUGCUGUGGCCCAGCUGGUUUUGAGCGAUGGUACCCAUGGCAUGUUCCUCACAGUCAACUUUGCAUUCGGCUUCGCUGCCAUAUUAGGCAUCCUGGUCUGUGGCCAGGUAUCAGGUGGCCAUCUGAACCCUGCGGUGACCUUUGCCCUGUGCCUGCUUGGAAGAGAGCGCUGGAGAAAGUUCCCCAUUUACUUCCUCUUUCAGACGAUCGGUGCUUUCUUUGGUGCUGCCAUCAUUUUCAGCAUGUAUUUUGACGCCCUGAUAAAACAUCCUGGAUCUUUCAAUGUGACUGGUCUUAAUGCAACAGCUGGGAUCUUUGCUACCUACCCUGGAGAACAUCUCACCCUUCUCAAUGGCUUCUUUGAUCAGAUGAUCGGCACAGCAGCGCUCAUUGUUUGUAUCCUGGCUAUUGUGGAUCCAUACAACAACCCCAUCCCCCAAGGGCUAGAGGCCUUCACUGUGGGAUUUGUAGUUCUGGUCAUUGGAUUGUCUAUGGGCUUUAACUCUGGCUAUGCUGUCAAUCCUGCUCGAGACUUCGGACCACGUCUUUUCACCGCUAUGGCUGGGUGGGGCGGCGAAGUUUUCACGGCUGGAAACGGCUGGUUCCUGGUACCCAUUUUUGCCCCAUUCUUUGGCAGCUUCAUCGGUGCGUUUAUCUACCAGCUGAUGGUUGGCUUCCAUACGGAGGGAGAAGCACGUGACCAGAAAAUCGCAAUAGAAGAGAGUGUCCGACUUACCAAUGUCACCACCAACGAUAAAACCAAAGACAAUGCCAAAGAAAUACACUGAGUGUGUUAGAGAGCUAACGACUCUAACACAUGCACCUUCUGUAAAUACCAACACACAGCAGAUACCCCCAACAGCACACUGUAACAGCACACUGUUGGGGUAUCGCCUAAGGCCACUAUCUUUACAUUAUAAUGUAAUUGGAUUAUAUGUAGAAGAAUUGAGUGUGAGUAUAGAGGGGCGAAACACAACUUCAGAAACCCAGAAUUCCAUUAAUUAUUUUAGGAGAUGUACAUUUGGCUCUUAGAGUCUAUAGCACUCCAGUUUGAACAGUAUUGUAUGCUUUAUACCAAUUUAGUUUUAUAUAACUUUUAUGUUGACAGAUGAACGUCUUUCGCAACCAAUGUCUACAGGUAUGCAUUUUGUCAGUCCAGAACCUUUCACUGAAUCUCACAUUUAAAUUUGGGGAAACUGGGAAAUAAAGAAUCCAAAAUUCAAUGUAAAAGUUCAAAUAUUGAAGAAUAUUUUAUUGUGAUAUUCCAUCAACUAGAAAACUUGAUCAUUUACCCUUUGUAUAGUCUUGCAUUGCCAAACCUCCACAAAUCUCCAUAGCGCUGUGAAGUAAGGUCUGCCCCUCCACAUAUUCUUUGUAAAUCUUUACAAUCAUUCCCUGAAAGAACCAUGCUUUCAUGCUUGGAAAUAUCUUCUGAUCUCCAUACUCUCCAAAUUUUCCAUAAUAUUUAGGGGUAAACAAUUAGGGAAUGGCUUUUUCUCUCCUAGCAAAAAAAAAGUCCUCUAUAAAAUGUUACAAAAAGUGUAACUGCUGUUUUGUAAUUGCUUUUUCCCCAUGUAUUGUACUCCAUAAUCAUACAUCAUCUAAAACUCAUAUUUUCUGUUUUUAUUUUUGAUAUUUUUUUUUACUUCAUAUAUUUGAUUAUUACGUUUCCAUCACUAUUAUGUAGUUAUAUUCUGUUCUGUAUGUACAUUUUCUGUUCUUUAUCAAAUUGUGAAAUUUUAACAUUAUUUAGGUGGAGGCUUCAAAUAAACUCAUUGGGUUUUCUGCCUCUUCCGGCACUGUACAUCAUGUUAUGUUCGUUUCAUUUGUCAUUUUAAAUUGUGCAAAAUAAAAAACUGAACUAAAACUU